GUCGCGUUAGGAUCACUCUUCUUUCUCUCCUUCCUUGUCUCCGUCUCUUUUUCACGGAGAGUGUAUCCUCUUUCGCGACACUUCCGGCAAACCUUUGCGUUACGGAACGGCGAGCUAUGCGCGAUGGGUCGCACUGUGAUUGCGCGCACGCAGGAUUUAUCGCGCGCUUACCUUUUCAUCGUGCUCUGCUAUACCACCGUUGGUUUCCUUCUCUCCUGCGCCGUACUGCACGCCGACGCAAUUGCACAAUAUUGCACGGAGAAAGACCUCGAUGCGGUUUGCGACCAGAGACAAUCCGAGUUUCAUGUGGAGCUGGUCCAGGUGAUAAUGAGACAUGGAGAACGAGCACCUUUGCUUAAAGAAGCCUUCCCUAAGGACGAGCACGAUUUAUCGGAUUAUAUACCGUGGGGUCUCGCUCAAUUGACUAACAAGGGGAAGAUGACGGAGUAUCAAAUCGGGAGGAUGUUGCGGGAACGUUACGACCAUUUUCUGGGACCGCUCUAUUAUCAGGAAGACGUCUACGCUGUCAGCUCGGAUUUCGAUCGCACGAAAAUGUCCUUGCAGCUAAUGUUGGCAGGACUAUACCCACCGCAGGAGUCUCAACAGUGGAACUCGGACUUGAAAUGGCUUGCCAUUCCCACGCAUUAUGUACCGGAAAAAGUGGACAUGUUGCUGAGAUCACUCCAAUGCCCAUUGUACAAAGCAGCUGUAAAAGAGGUAAUGAAUACGAAUGAGGUCCGUGAGAAAAUCGCGUCUUACCAUGACUUCUUCAAGUUCUUAAAAGAGAAAACUGGACUGAACAUCGUAGACACGGAUGGCGUUUUUCAGUUAUAUAAUGGAUUAACAGCGCAGAAAACCAUGAAUCUCACUUUGCCGGAGUGGUACACCGACGAAGUACACCGGAAGAUGCAGGAGAUUAUGUUUUUCAGCUAUGAUAUCUUUUCAUUUACAACCCAGCUGAAACGAAUAAACGGUGGCUUCCUCGUGAAGAAGUUCAUCGACAAUAUGAACCCGAAAGGCGACCCGAAUAACAAGCCUUCGCGCAAAAUAUAUAUUUACUGCGCUCACGAGUUAAAUAUCGCCGCGUUUGCCAGAAGCCACAACAUAACCGACCUGAGUUUACCGGAUUACGGCUCAGCAUUCGUCGUCGAGAAACUGCGGGACGAAAACCGCAAUUUCUAUGUCAGGAUCGCCUAUUGGACCGGCGUUUCACAAGAAUUUAUCGUUAUGAAGCUGAAGCAUUGCGAUGAGAUUUGUCCUAUGAAAACUUACUUGGAACUCACACAUGAUAUAAUACCGUCGAAAGAGGAGGAGAAUUGCUUGUGGGACAAUAUAACCAAGGAAGAAUUGUUGCAGCUCUAUUCUGAAAAAAUCAACUUAGAUUAAACCAUUAUUAUAUGUUCCUUAUUAUUGUCACGAAUAUAAUGUGCGUCGGAGACGUAUUGAAAAAAUACUCUAUCAUUGGACAUAUCGAUCCAAUUUUAUUAUUAUUAACUUAAUGUGCACUGCAUAUUGUUUUUCCUGCGAAAAGACAACUUCAGCUUCGGGAAAGAUAAUCUAUUUUUAUAGCAUCUUUUAAUCAACUAUUUAAAAGCUUAUAUAUUAAACAAUUUUUUAAUUUUCUUUUUUAGAUAAAAUUAUUUAAUUUGCAUAGUUUACCUUGAAAUCUUUUCGCGUAUAUAUAGUAUUGUGUGUUUUGUGUAUAUUUUAUUUCACAAUAAAUAUAUAAUACUUUACUGUAA
Odontomachus brunneus is the source of this 1742-nucleotide messenger RNA. RefSeq names its product venom acid phosphatase Acph-1-like. Gene Ontology annotation, molecular function: phosphatase activity. Lineage: Eukaryota; Metazoa; Arthropoda; Insecta; Hymenoptera; Formicidae. Bases 124 to 1386 code for a protein of 420 amino acids. The transcript has 7 exons. Gene Ontology annotation, biological process: dephosphorylation. The record is from RefSeq and is a predicted model, not a curated record.